This is a messenger RNA of Eubalaena glacialis (North Atlantic right whale), 4240 nucleotides long. It is a transcript of the gene PPP4R3B, whose product is annotated as protein phosphatase 4 regulatory subunit 3B. Gene Ontology annotation, biological process: DNA damage response; protein dephosphorylation. NCBI's taxonomy places the organism in Eukaryota, Metazoa, Chordata, Mammalia, Artiodactyla, Balaenidae. The transcript is spliced from 16 exons. Gene Ontology annotation, cellular component: protein phosphatase 4 complex; nucleoplasm. Gene Ontology annotation, molecular function: protein phosphatase activator activity. The record is from RefSeq and is a predicted model, not a curated record. Bases 225 to 2687 code for a protein of 820 amino acids.
UGUGCGGGGGUGAAGUGAGAGGUAACCGGGACUCCGGGCGGAAAGGUCUCAGUGGUUCUUGUUGCCCCUUCCCGCGGCUGAACCUUGGGAGCCAUGGUGAACUCGGGCCUCUCCGGAGCCGCCGCCGCCGCUGCCGCCACCGCCGCUACCGUCUCUCUAGAGUGAGGGCCGCGGACGAGGUGAGCAAGGAGGCGGCGGCUGGAGCUGUGGGGACAGCAGCCACCAUGUCGGAUACGCGGCGGCGAGUGAAGGUCUAUACCCUGAACGAAGACCGGCAAUGGGACGACCGAGGCACCGGGCACGUCUCCUCCACCUAUGUGGAGGAGCUCAAGGGAAUGUCGCUGCUGGUUCGGGCAGAGUCCGACGGAUCACUACUCUUGGAAUCAAAGAUAAAUCCAAACACUGCAUAUCAGAAACAGCAGGAUACAUUAAUUGUUUGGUCAGAAGCUGAAAACUAUGAUCUGGCACUAAGUUUUCAGGAAAAAGCUGGCUGUGAUGAGAUCUGGGAAAAAAUUUGUCAGGUUCAAGGUAAGGAUCCAUCAGUGGAAGUCACACAGGACCUCAUUGAUGAAUCAGAAGAAGAACGAUUUGAAGAAAUGCCUGAAACCAGUCAUCUGAUUGACCUGCCCACAUGUGAACUCAAUAAACUUGAAGAGAUUGCUGACUUAGUUACCUCAGUUCUCUCCUCACCUAUCCGUAGGGAAAAGCUGGCUCUGGCCUUGGAAAAUGAAGGCUAUAUUAAAAAACUACUGCAGCUGUUCCAAGCUUGUGAGAACCUAGAAAACACUGAAGGCUUACACCAUUUGUAUGAAAUUAUUAGAGGAAUCUUAUUCCUAAAUAAGGCAACUCUGUUUGAGGUAAUGUUUUCUGAUGAGUGUAUCAUGGAUGUCGUGGGAUGCCUUGAAUAUGACCCUGCUUUGGCUCAGCCAAAAAGGCACAGAGAAUUCUUGACCAAAACUGCAAAGUUUAAAGAAGUUAUACCAAUAACAGACUCUGAACUAAGGCAAAAAAUACAUCAGACUUACAGGGUACAGUACAUUCAGGACAUCAUUUUGCCUACACCAUCAGUUUUUGAAGAGAAUUUUCUUUCUACUCUUACAUCUUUUAUUUUCUUCAACAAAGUUGAAAUAGUCAGCAUGUUGCAGGAAGAUGAGAAGUUUUUGUCUGAAGUUUUUGCACAAUUAACAGAUGAGGCCACGGAUGAUGAUAAACGCCGUGAAUUGGUUAAUUUUUUCAAGGAAUUUUGUGCAUUUUCUCAGACAUUACAACCUCAAAACAGGGAUGCAUUUUUCAAAACUUUGGCAAAGUUGGGGAUUCUUCCUGCUCUUGAAAUUGUAAUGGGCAUGGAUGAUUUGCAAGUCAGAUCAGCUGCUACAGAUAUAUUUUCUUAUCUAGUAGAGUUUAGUCCAUCCAUGGUCCGAGAAUUUGUAAUGCAGGAAGCCCAGCAGAGUGAUGACGAUAUCCUUCUCAUUAAUGUAGUAAUUGAACAAAUGAUCUGUGACACUGAUCCUGAGCUAGGAGGUGCUGUUCAGUUAAUGGGACUUCUUCGUACUCUAAUUGAUCCAGAGAACAUGCUGGCUACAACUAAUAAAACUGAAAAAAGUGAAUUUCUAAAUUUCUUCUACAACCAUUGUAUGCAUGUCCUCACAGCACCACUUUUGACCAAUACUUCAGAAGACAAAUGUGAAAAGGAUAAUAUAGUUGGAUCUAACAAAAACAGCACAAUUUGUCCCGAUAAUUAUCAAACAGCACAGCUGCUUGCCUUAAUUUUAGAGCUACUCACAUUUUGUGUGGAACAUCACACAUAUCACAUAAAAAACUAUAUUAUGAACAAGGACUUGCUAAGAAGAGUCUUGGUCUUGAUGAAUUCAAAGCACACUUUCCUGGCCUUGUGUGCUCUUCGUUUUAUGAGGCGGAUAAUUGGCCUUAAAGAUGAAUUUUAUAAUCGUUACAUCACCAAGGGAAAUCUUUUUGAGCCAGUUAUAAAUGCUCUUCUGGAUAAUGGAACUCGGUACAAUCUAUUGAAUUCAGCUGUUAUUGAGUUAUUUGAAUUUAUAAGAGUGGAAGAUAUCAAGUCUCUUACUACACAUAUAGUUGAAAACUUUUAUAAAGCACUUGAAUCGAUUGAAUAUGUUCAGACAUUCAAAGGAUUGAAGACUAAAUAUGAGCAAGAAAAAGACAGACAAAAUCAGAAACUGAACAGUGUACCAUCUAUAUUGCGUAGUAACAGAUUUCGCAGAGAUGCAAAGGCAUUGGAAGAGGAUGAAGAAAUGUGGUUUAAUGAAGAUGAAGAGGAGGAAGGGAAAACAGUUGUGGCACCAGUGGAAAAAUCUAAGGCAGAAGAUGAUUUUCCAGAUAGUUAUGAAAAAUUCAUGGAGACUAAAAAGGCAAAGGAAAGUGAAGACAAGGAAAACCUUCCCAAAAGGACAUCUUCUGGUGGCUUCAAAUUUACUUUCUCCCACUCCACCAGUGCUGCUAAUGGAACAAACAGUACAAACAGUAAAUCUGUAGUGGCUCAGACACCACCAGCAAGUUCUAAUGGAUCCUCUUCCAAAACUACAAACUUGGCUACAUCAGUAACAGCCACCAAGGGAAGUUUGGUUGGUUUAGUGGAUUAUCCAGAUGAUGAAGAGGAAGAUGAAGAAGAAGAAACAUCUCCCAGGAAAAGACCUCGUCUUGGCUCAUAAAAUAUUUACUGGGGACCCUCAACAUGUGGUUGUACAAAAAUGCUGCAACUGUUCAAUGAGCUGAAAAUCUGAAUCAGAAAGCUUUCUCACUUGAACUUAUAAAUAUACAAGGAAUAGCAAAAGACACUCAGUAUAGCAGCUAGGAGAGUUUAGUUCUGUUAAAAAAAACAGGCUUCCCAGGAACUUGAUCACUUGCUAGUAAUUAAGGGGUUUGCCUUUCAGGCUGUCAAAAAAAAAAGUUAGUAACCAGAACCUGGGAGAUAGCUUCUCAGCAAGGAAACUCUCAAGUUUUGGGAUGGUUUAGGGGAGGGACAAAGUUGAUAAAAUAAUAUUAAUGCAGGGUUGCUCCAGGAGGGUUUCUGAUUUAGAAACAGUUAUAAAACUUCAGUUGCAAACCCAAUAACAUUACUUGUAUAAUGGUGCUGGCCAUGUUGUUCUUUUAAUCAGUUGCCUCUUUUUAAAAGAAAUUUUUAUGGAAAACAAGUUCAACUAUCAUAAAUAAUGAAGUUAAGCUGUUGGGACCAUUUCUUUGAAGAUACAACAAAUUCAGCCUUACUGGUAGGUACAGGGAAAUACACCCUGUAUUACAGCACAUGUUGAGUUUUCUACACCAGGAACUUUAAGUGUGUAUUUUGAUGAAAACAAACAAGCUGGAUUCAAAAUGGACAGUUUUGUUAAUAUAACUUUAAAAUCAGCACUUUUAGAGAUAACAGAUGCCAAGAAUCAGUACAGUAGUAUUCCAAAAUGAUUUUCUCUAGAAAUGGGAGUGGAUUGAACAGAAUGUUUUCAACUGCCUACCAAUACAAUCUUUUGUGGAAGAUACUUUGAAGCCACUUUCUGCUUUGUUAAUAAAGUUCUCUCUCUCCAGAGCUGCAGGCAAGUUUUAAAGUGUAAUUUAUAAAGACUAACAUACAAAGAAUAGUGCUGAAUUAAGUGGCAUUUAAUAUCUACAGGCCAUUUUGAUCCAAGAAGUUACUUCAGUGUCAGAGUAUGCAGCACAUGAAGCUUUUCCAAGAACUAACAAGGGUGUAAUAUGAAAGCUGCUUUUUUUUUUUUAAGAAUAAAAGCACAUUCCAUGUACGUAAAUGAAUUUAAAAUAAUAAACUGAGGCAAACAGUUAAGAGGUUUUAUUUUUAGAACAGCAAGUUAACUGUAAAUAUUUUAAUGUUAGUUUGCUCAUCUAUGAUCUGAGAUGCUGAAGUGAGAAAAACAUCCCCCAAACUACAAUUUAAUGCAUUGGGAAGAAAAAAACCAAAAAACUAAAAAUAGUAAUUCCAGCUACAGUCUUCAGAUCACCCUUGUAAUGUGUUACGGGUCCAUUUUUCCUGGAAUAGCUUAAACUGAAGCAGUUUCCCCUGUUUUGGAGAUUUUGUAGUUAAUUUUAAUUUUGGCUAUUGUUUGGAAGAUGGGCUGUCUGUGUAGAUAUGAAGUAUAGUUUUUCCAUAAAACAGAUGUUUAUUUUGUAUUAAAAAUACCACUGUACUUGUUUUACACCAUUUGUAUACAUGUGGUGAUAUUAAUGCUGACCUGUAAAAUUCAGGAAUUAAAAUGUG